AUAUCUGAGCUAUAAAUUGUGUUUUGUUUUAAGUAUCUGUUACGUGUGUUUAUUAAACAAAUUAAAAUGAUAACAAUAAAGCUGUGCAUCUUAAACGUAUUAGUCACGCUUAUCGGAGUAAAUCAAGCUAACGUAAGUGUGCGUUGAUCCUCAAGCAGUGACACGAAACGCAAAACAAGUUUUAUUUCAGAACGAUUUGAGUGUUUUACAUCUAAAAACUUUUAAUUAAAUAGCACCAUAAGCUGUUUAAAGACACGUUCACAUUAAAGGUGACGCCCACGUCCAUGUGACAGGCAAGUUUCCUGCAGCACGCGAGCUGCGUUUGUACUGGACGUCUGGCUGUUGAGCGCAAACGGGAGACGAUGAUGAUGAUGAUGAUGCUGGCUGAGGAAGGUAGAACGGAUUCAGAUCUUCACAGUGUGACAGACCAGAUUGAGUGCUUGUGCUUUUGGGUGUGACUGUCUUUUGUCCGCCACCUGCUUUCUCUCAUCCAUAUAAAUAUGCUGGAAUAUCUUCUGUAUGGAAUUGCAUCGUUCUGGAAUGAUAUUCAGUUGUAAAGUUACGCUUGCAGGUGCUCAUAUCGAGUUGUUUCGCACUAGUUGACUACUGGAGGAUACCCACGUGUGAUUAUUGGUGCUCAUCUAAGGAAAAGAGCUCGCUUCAGAUGCACGCACUGUUUGAUGGGGAUUGGAAAGGGCUGGGAAUCGAUCUGUCUCCCGUGUCGUUGCCCCGCGCCGUGAGGAUGUUCAGCUGUGUCGGGUGUUUUUGGGUGCUCCUGUCCUCCGCCCUGGUAGCGAUCUGCAGCUUCAGCUUUAUUUCACCUGCGUGGAUUGUGAAGGAGCACCUGAAAAACAAGGACUCGGUGAGUUUCGGGCUGCUCUGGCACUGCUCGGAGUCUCUGGAUCAUAUGUACAGAUGUUACACCUUUGGCGGGCUCGGCAAAUUUCAAGAAAUUCCUUCAAGCUCUUGGCAGACAAGCGCUGUGUUGUGUUCGGGUGGAUGUGCUCUGCUAGCCGUCAGCUCGCUUCUGGCCAUCAUCACCAUCUUCCUGCCCGGUGGAGCCUGUGAGCGGAGAAUCUGCACGCUGGCUGGAUACAUGCAGAUGGCUUCAGUGUUCAUUAUGGGAACCGGUCUGGUGGUUUACCCCUUUGGUUUCAACUCCAACCUGGUCAAGUCUUUCUGCGGCGACUCCGACAUCUACAACGCCGGGGAGUGCCAGAUAGGAUGGGGUUACAUGCUUGCAAUCGUUGGUGUCAUGCUCACUCUCUUCCUGCCAUUUUUCGCCAAGUACGCCCCAAAAGAGCAGCUGUCACCCACUCCCUUGCCCACCCUUUUAUAGAGCGUUGAAGACCACCGCCUACAAUAAACACCCUGCUUGCCAUCCCAACUAAAAAGUGAAAGUUUUGAUGAUCGUCGGACUGCAAAGUCUCAACGUCAUUUUCUAUGGUUGGUAACAACGAUGUCAUGAUGAUGAUGUGCUGGACGGAUGAAAGCAGAAGUAAACCCCUAACUCUGUAUUAACAUUGUUUGUGUCCUGUUUUUUUCCUUAUUGGAGAAAGUUUUUCAUCUCCAAAGAGGAUUAUUUGGAUUUUGGUAUUUCUUGAUGGAAGACUUUUAAGCACUAAAGACUGAAAAUCUCAAUGGACCCUAAUGCAAAUCGAAUGAAAAUAGAAAUGGAAACAUUCCCAGUAAUGCACUUCCCAGGACAUUUUGGCAUGUAGUAAAAAGACAUCAGAAUCUGGAAGUAUCUAAAAACAUGGAUCAAGAUGCCAAAAAUGGAUCCAUCUUUUGUAAGAAGAAUUACAUUUACAGAAGCUCCUGAGUAACUCAAUAAUUCUGCUAGUUGGAAAGUUUUGCUUUGUACUAUUUUUUAUUUAGGUCAUAUCAGGCACCUGUUCAACACUGGAGGACCAACACUGUGGCAUAACUUUUUCUGUGUAAAAGUGUGAAUUUGUACUGCUUUCCCUUGUGAAAACCCUGCGAGAGCCCUCUCAAUGAACUGGGACGCUUCAAGCCUUGACUGCUAACAUAAGCAUGAGUCCUUUCCACAACAUUUUUGAAGUGAGAAACCCAAUAACUAAAACACAGUUAAACAAUGUCAUUUUCCAAACGUUUGCGUAAAUGGAAAAUGCGAAGCCUCUGUAUGCUUUCGUUACUGUAACACCUACUAUUGCUGAAUUAUUCAGGAUUAAACAACAUCAGGAGGAAGGCAGAGACUUGUAUUAACAGCUAAUCUUUCUUAAAGUUGGGUUUAGUUAAUACUGACUAAAUUCUGACCAACUUGUGCCUUUUGACCAUUGUUAGGAGUCGAGUACCAUCAGGUUACGUACUUGUACUAAAACAUUUUGUAAAUUCUUGUUAUAUUAUCGUUGUGUGAUUGUGUGCGUCUGCAUUGAUAAUGGUGAUUAUGAGCUGAAAGACUGGCAAUGGUGCUCCAUGCCAAGCUGACAUUCGGUUGUGUUUUAAAUCAUGAAAGCAAAAUCUGCAAUUACAAACUUAUUUGUCAUGUGUAAAUUUGUUGUAAUGUUCAAAUCAAGCUAAUGUGCUAAUGCAUUACCGCCAGACACAGCAAUACGGUGAAGCUAAAGCUUCUGUUUGGAUCAUUCCAGUCUGCACUUGGCUCACUUUUACUGUUGUGUCGAUGCAUUUGUUUAUAGACGAGAUCAAAUUGGCAUUCCCAUUGCCCUCUCUCAUUUAAAAUUUUUCUUGAUUUUUGUUAAAUGUAGCGUAUUACACCCUUGCUGGUAGCUGAAAGAAAAAAUCAGAUCACCCUAAUACAUUUGAUUCUUUGUAGGCCAAACAUACUUGGUAAGCAGAGCACAAAAUUUCGAUCCAAAUUCAUCCAAAAACAAAACUAGACAACUAACCUUCAUGACAAUAAUGCAAAAUGUUAUAUUUAAAUGGCAAUACAUUUUAUCUUCCUAAAAUGUUGAAACUCCAAAAGCACAUCCAUCAUGAAAGUAAUCUACAUUGUGCAAAAGUGUGCACAAAUCAAAUUUAGCCAACAUCUCAUUGGUUUUUGUCUUAUGACUAGUCAUAUUUCAUUAUAAGGCAGCAGGAAAGAACAGAGGUUUAAAGUCAUAUUUGAUUUAGUGGUGGUGUUUUUUGCAAAUAAAUUCAAAUAUUAAUCGUCUUAUGAAGCGACAUGAUAGAUGUGUGAAAACCGCACACUGCAUUCAUUUGAAUUCAUUUUAUGAUGGAUGUGUGUACUUUUUGGGGGGUUAACAUAGUAAUAGAAGAUUAAAUGACAACUUUUUAUUAUUAAAGGAACACGCCGACUUUUUGGGACUUUAGCUUAUUCACUGUAUCCCCCAGAGUUAGAGAAGUCCAUACAUACCCUUUUCAUCUCCGUGCGUGCCGUAACUCUGUCUGACACACUCACCGCUAGCC
Messenger RNA from Misgurnus anguillicaudatus (oriental weatherfish), 3390 nucleotides. RefSeq names its product LHFPL tetraspan subfamily member 7 protein. NCBI's taxonomy places the organism in Eukaryota, Metazoa, Chordata, Actinopteri, Cypriniformes, Cobitidae. Gene Ontology annotation, cellular component: membrane. The record is from RefSeq and is a predicted model, not a curated record.